Drosophila ananassae is the source of this 1599-nucleotide messenger RNA. RefSeq names its product metallophosphoesterase 1 homolog. The record is from RefSeq and is a predicted model, not a curated record. Gene Ontology annotation, molecular function: phosphoric diester hydrolase activity. Gene Ontology annotation, cellular component: endoplasmic reticulum-Golgi intermediate compartment. Lineage: Eukaryota; Metazoa; Arthropoda; Insecta; Diptera; Drosophilidae. The coding region runs from base 92 to 1207 and encodes 371 amino acids. The transcript has a single exon. Gene Ontology annotation, biological process: endoplasmic reticulum to Golgi vesicle-mediated transport; GPI anchor biosynthetic process.
UAAUGCUUGUAUUCAGCCUAUACUGUCACGUUCAAGCUGUUUUUCCUGUUACAAGUAUAUUAUUUGAAGGGGAGUAUUACCUAAUUUUCGCAUGAAAUCUGCCACAAUGCGAUGGCUUUGCGCCUGCUCUGUGAUCGUGGUUUGUGCCCUACUCCUCUGCGAGUAUGUAGCCGACUAUGUUGUGCUCCAAAAGUGCAAGUGGCCGGAUAUGAAGCGGAAGUCGCGGUAUGCGGCUGAUCCAUUACGGGCUUUGAUCAUUGCCGACCCUCACCUGUUGGGUCCGCAUCGCGGCCACUGGCUGGACAAGUUCUAUCGGGAAUGGCACAUGACGCGGGCCUUCCAGGCGGCCUCUCGCCUCUUCCGGCCCGAUGUGGUGUUCGUCCUGGGCGAUUUGUUCGACGAGGGCGACAUGGUGACGGAUAAGCACUUCCAGGAGUACGUGUGGCGCUACCUUAAGAUAUUCCACCCAAAGCCGGGCAUACCGCUCAUCAGUUUAGUCGGUAACCAUGACGUGGGCUUUCAUUACAAAAUGCAACCGCUCCUCGUGUCCCGUUUCGAGAAGUAUCUGAACAACUCGCUGGUAACUCUGUACACCAUUAAGCAUACCCACUUUGUGAUGAUUAAUUCCAUGGCCAUGGAGGCCGAUGGGUGCCAGUUCUGCUCCCAGGCCAAGGAGCAACUUCAAAACAUCUCACGAAUCCUUCAGUGCAUGAAAUUUCCACAGGAUGUCGAUUGUGCCCCAGAAUAUACACGGCCGUCGUACAGUGAUCCUAUCCUGCUGCAGCAUUUCCCCACUUACCGAAGUUCCGACACACAGUGCCUCGAGUUCGAUGCUCCUUUGGCCGAAGCCUAUCGCGAGCGCUUCCAUGUUUUAUCCCAGGAGGCAACGGACAUGUUGGGGGAACUGCUGAGACCCAGACUGGCCUUUGCCGGGCACUCGCAUCACUACUGUCACAGCGUGAAUCGGUGGGGCAUCGAUGAGUAUACGGUGGCCUCGUUCAGUUGGAGGAACAAAGCGAAUCCCAGCUUCAUGCUGACCACCAUUACUCCCGACGACCAUAUGGUAACCAAGUGCAGGAUGCUCCCCCAGCAGUUUGUGAUCAACAGUUACCUGAGUGCUGGAGUCCUCUGCCUCAUCGCAGUGGCCUGUCAGCUACCAAAACGCAUUGCCAAGAGCAGGUCCUUAGCAUCGUCCAAGGAUCUUUGAAAGGACAGGCACUCAGAUGAAAGUUUCCGAAUCAUUCCGGCUAAGACUAAAAAAUAUUAGACUAGAAUAUUAGAUUACCUUAUUACAUAGAUGGAAGUGCUGCUGUGGAGGCUUCCUGGGGGGUUACUUGCCCCAGUUGGUGGAGAAGUUAUCUUUCUUCCUAAAAACAUAGGCCUAACGUUUUUAGCUUUGUGUGGCAGCUUCCGGGAUAAGUGUGACCAGAUAAUGCUAUAUAAAUAUAUCGAAUAAAAACGUUCGCGACGAGGUAAAAUACUAGUGACGACCGUGCAUACUACAGGAAUACAAAUAGCAGUUUUCCAGAAAUCAUAUUUAAAUAUGAGUUUCAAGAACUCUUUUCAGGCAAUAAAUAAUCAAGAUUUCAGGUUUGAAAA